GGUACUAGUCUAUUAUAAAAAGGUCAGGUGUAAUAACCGCACAAACAAAACACAUGCAGUUGGUUUGGACAAAGACAUGAUGACUUGCUGCUUUGAAUAGGACGAUUAUUUCAGACUUUUAGUACCGAAAGUCAUUUUACAGUUUCUUCAAGUCUAUAAUUAAGUUACAUUUUUUGGGGUAAAUGAUGACUGUGACUGACAAAAUGCACAUUGGAAUUAUUGGAAUCCUACUGGGCAUGUACUUAAAGGUUCAAGCAGACUGUGAGCCGUACAUCAUUCUUAUUAGAGAGGAGGAGAGGUGCCUUCAUGAGUUGCAACUGCAUAAUGUGUCCAAAACUCCCCAACCAGACUGCAAGGGUAUGUGGGACCACUUGAAUUGCUGGUCUCCUGCUUUUGUAGGGGAAACUGCAUCACAGAACUGUCCCAAUUUCUUCAAAUCAGAAGGUAAAGUGGACCGGAACUGCACAGACACGGGCUGGACGGACCCAUUCCCUCCUUACGAGCAUGCAUGUUUCAACGAAACCUUCCACUUACUUGGAGAGUCACAUGACUCCCACAUGUACUUCCCCUAUGUGAAGACCAUGUACACUGCAGGCUACGCUCUCUCUCUAAUCUCUCUCACCAUCGCCAUCACCAUCCUCUGUCUCUUUAGGAAACUGCACUGCACCAGAAACUACAUCCACAUCCAACUCUUCGUUUCCUUCAUCCUGCGUGCUACCUUCAUCUUCAUCAAAGACUCUGUGCUCUUCACCGAUGAAGACUUCUACCACUGUGACGACUACCCAGCAGUGUGUAAGUUAGUGGUGAUGUUCUCCAACUACUGCAUCAUGGCUAACUACAGCUGGCUGCUGGUGGAGGGACACUACCUCCACACCCUGGUCAGCCUCUCCUUCUUCUCCAAGAAGAAACACCUUUGGUGGUACAUCAUCCUGGGCUGGGGUUUGCCAAUGAUUGUCAUUGUAUCCUGGGGCUUGGCAAAAUACUUCUAUGAGGAUGAAGGCUGCUGGGAGACAAGGGUACAUGACUGGGUUUGGUGGAUUCUCAGAUUACCAGUCCUACUCUUCAUAAUCAUUAAUUUGGUAUUUUUUCUGAGUAUCAUAAGAAUCCUGGUGGGGAAACUGCAGAUGCCAGACAUGCAUGGAAAUGAAUUCAGCCAAUACAAGAGACUUACCAAAUCGACUUUUCUUUUGGUGACCCUCUUUGGUUUGUACUACAUCCUCUUUGCCUUCUUACCCAUCAAAGUCAGUGGUUUAACGUACAAAAUAUGGACCUUUGUUGAGCUGGCUCUUGCAUCAACACAGGGCUUUGGAGUUGCUGUUCUUUACUGUUUUCUAAAUGGGGAGGUACAGUACGAGGUACAGAGGAGAUGGCGCAGGUGGAGGCUGAAGCAGCAUCUACACGGGGAGCCCAGACAGCAUGGUUCCAUGAGCCAAAGUGUCUCUCCCCUUACCCAGGUCUCCUUGCUUCCCUGUUCUGGACCGGCCAGCCUGGCAUGA
Messenger RNA from Oncorhynchus keta (chum salmon), 1496 nucleotides. RefSeq names its product secretin receptor-like. Gene Ontology annotation, molecular function: secretin receptor activity; peptide hormone binding; G protein-coupled peptide receptor activity. Lineage: Eukaryota; Metazoa; Chordata; Actinopteri; Salmoniformes; Salmonidae. The record is from RefSeq and is a predicted model, not a curated record. Gene Ontology annotation, biological process: cell surface receptor signaling pathway; adenylate cyclase-modulating G protein-coupled receptor signaling pathway. The transcript has 13 exons. Gene Ontology annotation, cellular component: plasma membrane. The coding region runs from base 183 to 1496 and encodes 437 amino acids.